Messenger RNA from Penicillium olsonii, 1305 nucleotides. NCBI's taxonomy places the organism in Eukaryota, Fungi, Ascomycota, Eurotiomycetes, Eurotiales, Aspergillaceae. The record is from the annotation of a GenBank genome assembly.
AUGGCCUUGCUCUAUCAGAAGGAUCCUCUACCCACAGCAGAUCUAGAGAUCUGGGUCAGCUCAGAUAGCAAAAAGGAACGAGACAAUGCGAUCUCGAUAUUGGGCCGUCUCCAUGUUCUAUCGACGACUCUCACAGGGGAAAAUGUUCGAGCUUAUAUGCUCACCAAUCCGUUCGCGGCCUCACUUCGACAAGCCCUCAUGGGCGCCGAGGAUUCUCAGUCCUUCGGCAUGUUCUCCCGAGCUCCCGAGCACCUUCAGACUUCCGUUGCCGACCUAGACGAGUAUGCGAGGCAGCAGUGGGAAGGUGUGAUGGGAUACAUGGUUGGAACGAGUGCAUUCAGCGGACAACGCGAAACGGUCAAUCUCAGCAAGGGUGUGAAACAGCUCCUCCAGGCAGGCCACCUGGUUGAGCUUCGGGGAAAUCGAGUCGAUAUCACAAAGGACGGAUUCGGAUUCGUGCUCCAGGAUGUGAACACCCAAGUCUGGCACAUCUUGAUUCUCUACGUCGAGAGCGCAGAAGCCAUUGGCAUGGAUAGCGUGGAGGUAUUAUCGUUCCUGUUCCUUCUCAGCAGUCUGGAACUGGGCCAGUCAUACGACAAGAGCCAUUUGACACCUAAUCAAACCCGCACUCUGGCCGACUUGACUGACUUCGGCAUCGUUUAUCAAAACGAUGCAGACCCGACGCGCUUCUAUCCCACCCGCCUCGCAACAACACUCACAUCUGAUUCCAGCGCCCUCAGUAACCCCGUGACAGGGUCUCUCACCGGCCCAGCUGGCCAGACCGGUGGCUCAGGAUCAGGCUUCAUCAUCAUCGAAACCAAUUAUCGACUAUACGCAUACACUUCAUCACCCUUACAAAUAUCCCUGAUCUCUCUCUUCACGAACCUGAAAUAUAGGUUCCCGAAUCUGGUGACUGGAAAAAUCACCAGACAGUCAGUACGCAGAGCCAUUGAGAUGGGAAUCACGGCGGAUCAAAUUAUUUCAUAUCUCCUUUCUCACGCCCAUCCCCAAUUACGAAAACACAGUGCCGCCCAACCCAGCAACAAGGGCGUUCCUGCAUCCAUUCUCCCUCCUACAGUCACGGAUCAGAUCCGGCUGUGGCAACUGGAGCGUGAUCGUCUCCGUGCCACGGCGGGAUUCCUAUUCAAGGAUUUCACUAGCCUGGCUGAAUACCAAGCUCCUUGUCAGUAUGCUGCAGAGAUUGGUGUCUUGGUGUGGAAAUCAGAUCGGAAGCGCAUGUUCUUUGUCACUCGGCACGAGCAAGUUGCUAUGUAUCUGCGGAACCAAAAGGCAGGUGGAAGAUGA